UCACAAUACCUUGAUUGGCACUGUUUGCUGAUGGGCAUUUCUAACCUCAUAGACAGGCUUUCAUUUCAAACACUAGAAAGCCAGUCAAGUUAAUCUCACUUACAGCUCACGAUGUCGUUACCUUCGAGAUCACUCCCUGGUUCGAUGCGCCAACCGUCGAUUACGGGAAGUUCAGGGCCAGGACAAUCCCCCGCUCUCGUUGCGCGCGUCAAUGAGAAAAAGGCCGAACUUGAGCAUCUCAAGGAGCUUCGCGACCUGAGUGCCGCCGUGGCUACGCAAAUGGAGGCUCUAGAAAAGAAACUGGGCACCCUUUCGGAUGGGACAGAGGCUAUUGCCGUUGUUAUGGGAAACUGGCAUAACGUGUUGCGCGCUAUCAAUAUGGCAUCCGCAAAACUCCCCAAAGCAUCACCUAAUGACGAGCAAGACCACACUGAAAUCAGGGCAGAUAGUCCAUCUGUGCCUCUCCCUCAAACGCUCGUCAGAAUACCCACAGAGCAUGCGCCGGCUCUGCAUGCGCAAACUGAGGAAGCUGGAGAAAUUGAGGAUUGAGCGAUAAUCCACCCAGCUUAACCAACAUUCAAUCUCACAUGGCCUGUGUGAACUGUGUAGCUUGAAUAGUUUGCGCGAGAUUGAUGAUCGAAGCUCAGCUCCAUGUCGACGCUUGCACCCGCACACAAGAAAGCACAACAUGUAUAAGGGAGCCUGUUGCGCUAGAAAGUCUGCGGCCAAAAACGUUGCGCCCAAAUGAGGGGCAGGCCAGUACACUGCAAGACUUUCGUACUGUACGCAGGGCUUACCCUGUCAUCUCACUUGCUCUUCGAGUCGCGUCGCGUCAAAACAACGCCAAGUCGAACCGUGGAUCCCCUGGCGACCCUGAUCCAAAAUAGCUCAUUGCUUCUAAAUUCUUCCAUCAGAGUUCGAAUCUUGGAUCGGGGAUCAGGCAUAUUGUAUCCUUGCAAAAAAAACAAAAAAACAAACAUGAAGUCGCAUAUAUGUUUGAAUAAGGAUAAAAGUCGAUUAAUCAAUUGUGGUGACGGACACCAAUCAGACAUAACAACUGCGUGGCAGAUAAAUCGGAUCUAAGGAACCAAACAUUUUUGUUUGUGCAUUCUGGUUCGGUACGGCUUUGAUUCCUUCGCAUUACGAUUGCAUUCACAAUAGACCAUGCAGGUCGUACAACUCCCGUGUUGAUCUUCGAUCCAUUUGAUGAGAAGGAGGGGUGGACUGGGGUUAUUACGGAGCACUUAAACUUGUGGCUUGUUGACUCUUUCGAGACAUGUCUUGCUAAACUUUGGGCUUGUCUCUAAAGAAGCAAGUGAGAAGCCAAUUGAAGACGUUGGCUACACUCAAGAGCAUCCCGUCGUACUAGGUACAUUAAGAAGUAAGCAAAAUAGCUUACCUCCACGCAAGCGCCAUGCAAGUCGAAGGGAAGCCCUCGAUCGCAUCAUGGAAGUUCCAUGUUUCCCCAUACGGGCAAGUUUUCAAGUGGAUGGAUGAAUGGAUGGAUGGAUGUGACUGCU
Molecule: messenger RNA, 1520 nt
Organism: Pyricularia grisea
Lineage: Eukaryota; Fungi; Ascomycota; Sordariomycetes; Magnaporthales; Pyriculariaceae
Exons: 2
Coding region: 112-549 (145 amino acids)
Biological process (GO): attachment of spindle microtubules to kinetochore; mitotic cell cycle
Cellular component (GO): mitotic spindle pole body; mitotic spindle; DASH complex
Source: RefSeq, a predicted model, not a curated record